This is a messenger RNA of Leptomonas pyrrhocoris, 3022 nucleotides long. RefSeq lists its product as hypothetical. The record is from RefSeq and is a predicted model, not a curated record. Bases 527 to 3022 code for a protein of 831 amino acids. The transcript has a single exon. NCBI's taxonomy places the organism in Eukaryota, Euglenozoa, Kinetoplastea, Trypanosomatida, Trypanosomatidae.
AGCUCCUUUCUACUAAAGCACCUCAACAGCAUCUUACAAAAGCGCGAAGGUAACCGGCCCUUCUUCAGAGACCUUCCAAGCAACGCUUUGACAAGAGUGUUUUUGGCUGAAGCGAGUUGUCGUCCUUUUUUUUUGUGUGUUGUUGUUUUUUUCCACUGUCCAUCACCUCAGACGUUUGUUUAUGUAUUUCACAAGCGUGUGUCCUCACCUGUGUCGCUCGUGUGUGUAGACUCCGUAACACGCCUUCUUUUGUCGUUCAUUUCUUCUCUUGUUUUGUUUUUCGCUGUUGUUAUUGUGUCUCCAGUCCAUCUCUUCGCUUUUCUUUCAUCGUGAGCUCACGGGGACGUCAUCUCUGUGGCUCUUUCAUAGUUCAUCACCUGCGCCUCUUUCCCUCUCUUUUACUGGUACUGUUGUUGAUUGAUUUCGUCGCUUUCCGUGCCCUUUACCCUUCCCUUUUCCAUUCUGUCUUUGCAUCCCGCCUCACAUAUAAAGAGAACAAAAAAGGACCAGAGCACAAAGCACCAAAAUGGCUUCCACCACCAAAGCCAAGUCCUCGUCGAGCAAGGGGCCCUCCAGCGGGCCCAGCAAGCACCGCACCAGCAGCGGAUCCCUCAAGAAAAGCAGCGGCUCCGGUCGACACAGCAGCGGCUCCGGCCGACACAGCAGCGGCAGUGGCAGCUCGAGGGACGACCGCUCCUCCGGCUCUUCUUCCUCGCACCACCACCACCACCAUCACCGCAGCUCCAGCGGCUCCUCGUUGAAGCGUGACUCCGCCAGGGCACCGACGACGCGGACAUCGGCAGCCGCGACGGCCCCGGUGAAGGCCGCGACGCCGGGCUCCGCGGUGCGGCCGGCUGGGGCGACGCGCGGCGUGCCGACGCCUGGUGCGGGUCCGGCGGCAACGGCCGGGGGAGCCCCCAACGCCUCCCGCGCGGCUCCGCCCCCUGCACAGAACUUCGCGGCAGCGGGAGGACCCCCCACCAACGGCCAGGCGGCGGCACCCCCGCCGGGCAUGCAGACGAACGGCGGCUCCAUGAUGGGUGGCAUGUACGGUCCAAAUGGCAACCCCAGCGCGUACAAGGGUGCCGGCGGCAACUACGGCAGCGGCUACGGCUCCAUGGGUGGCGCCGGUCCGCAGAACGCGCUGGGCGGCUACGGCUCGACCGGCCCAGGUGGCCCGAUGGCUGCCUACGGCUCCAUGGGAGGCGGUAGCGGCAUGGACGGCGGCUACGGGUCGAUGGGCCCGGGUGCGCAGGACGGUGCGGGAGCCGGGUACGGCUCCAUGGGCGGUGCCGGUGCUCAGGAGGGCAUGUCUGGCAUGGGCGGCUCCAUGUACGGUGGACAGAACGGCAUGGGGUCGCUGUACGGUGGCGGCGGCCAGGGCGCUGGCGGCGGCUUCGGAUCGAUGUAUGGCGGCGGAAUGGGUGGUAGUGGCUACGGCUCCAUGUACGGCCCCGGCGGCUCGAUGAUGGGCGGCCCAAUGGGGGGUUCGAUGUACGGCAUGGGUGGUCCGAUGGGCUCCAUGUACGGCAUGAAUCCGAUGAUGGGUGGGUCGAUGUACGGCAUGAAUCCCAUGAUGAUGGGCUCCAUGUACGGGAUGGGAUCCAUGUACGGCGGCGCGGUUGGCGGCUCCAUGUACAAUGGCGGCUAUCACAGCGUCGUCGAUGCCGCCUCCCGCCGCGACGACUUUCUGAACCGCAACGACCUCAUCCGUGCGGACGUGAAGCCGCUGAGCAGCGGCGGUGGCGGCGGCAAGAAGAGCGCCGCGAAGGAGGAUGAGAAGAAGGGCAAAGUGGACGAGAAGACCGCGUCUGGCAAAAGCCGCGACCUCAGCGCACCCGCCAGCAAAACUGAGGAGAAGAAAGACGCGGACAGGAAGGACACGGAGAGGAAGGGCUCCGACAAGUCGAAGGAUGGGGACAAGAAGGACGACAAGGACGGCGGCAAGAAGGAGGAAGAGAAGAAGGCGAAGGAGGAUGCCAAGACGGAGAAGAAGGAGAAGGAAGAGGCGGACGCGAAGAUCGCUGGCACGCACAUCCGCGGUCUGCUCCUGCUUCACAAGAGCGGCAAAGAAGCGAAGGUGAGCACCAAAGACAGAGACACCGUUGUGCUCGCCUCCGCCGAGACGAAGGUGGACGAAGCCAUCGUCGUCGAGGACCUGAAGAAGCCCAUCGAGUCCAUCUGCCUGACCGAGGUGCGCAACCAGUGGAUGUCCGGGCACAACGCCACCCUCAUGGUCGCCAGCGGCCCGAAGGAGCGGCAGAAGGCCAUCGACUUCACGAGCGAAUACCUCUCCACCUGCAUCGGUAAGCUCGCCUCCAUCGGCGAGUACUUCAACAUCUACGUGACCAUGACGGCCAUCCAGGGUGCGGAGCAGGGCCGCGACUUGCUGAAGGACGGCGCCGGCUACGAGGCGCUGGUGCUCGCCUCCUCGCCUGUGUACGGCCCGGCACUGAAUAACAUGACGGUGAAGGAGGUGAACACGAAGGACGCGAUGGCGGCGUGCCUGAAGGAGGGCAUCGAGCGCGCGAAGGACGAGAAGGAGAUGAUCUGUUGCUACCUUGUCCUGAAGCAGGUGCGCAAGAUCGGCUCAGCCGAGAUGGUGUAUUUGUCGUCCCUUAACGUCACCUUCGUCGGUCCGCACACGGAGCACCUGACGGGGCUGAAGGAAAAGAAGUCCUCCGAGCCGUGCCGCUUAUACCGCUACUCCGUCGGCGGCGGCAGUCAUUCCGUCUGCGUCGGCGUGGUCAGUGACGAUGAGGCGGAUGCGGGUAAGCUCAUCGAGACGGUGAAGGCGGUACGCUCGGUGGAGAACACCGAGCCGCGCAGCGGCAACGUCAAACGUUUCGUGGAGUACACCAAGAAGGAGAUCCCGAAAUGCAAGAGCAAGAUUAGCACCACCGAGGAGGAGAGCAAGAAGGCCAACUACGAGACGAUGCUGAAGCGGAUGGAGAUGAUGCUGAAGGACGCCGAGGAUCUCGAAAAGGAUCCGAAGACGGUUGCCCCGAAGGCUUACGUGUAA